AAUGCGGCAGGAGCCACAGCCAUCUUGACCAUUGGGAACGUCAUCCUCGUCGAGCUUCGCGUCCCGCAGCAAAUCGAACCCCCCAUGCGUCGACUCUUUCUUCCCAUCCCACUAUAAAGACCGCACCACCCCGCCCUCGCCACAAUGAAGCGCGCCCUCCUCACCGUCCUCUCUCCCCACGCCGCUCGCCCCGCCCUCCGCUCCCAAAUCCAACCCACCAACCACCUACGAAUCAUGUCCACGCCUACCGCCCGCCGGCACGCCCACACGCUCAAAGACCCCUCGCUGUUCAAGCAACAAUGCUACAUCAACGGCGCCUGGGUCGACGCCAAGUCCGGCAAAACGUUCGAAGUCGAGGACCCCGCGACGGGCACCGUCAUCGGCACGAUGCCGGAGAUGAGCAAAGAGGAUACGCAGACGGCGAUUGAUGCUGCGGCCGCGGCGUUGCCGGCGUUCCGCCAGCUUCCCGGCAGACAGCGGGCGCGCAUGUUGCACAAGUGGUUUCAGCUGAUGAUGGAGAACCAGGAGGAUCUGGCGACGCUGAUUAUGUGGGAGAAUGGCAAGGCCAAGGGCGAUGCGAUGGGCGAGGUGGUAUAUGCGGCCAACUUCUUCGAGUGGUUUAGUGAGGAGGCGCCGCGGGCGGGCGGGGAUACGAUUCCUGCUUCGACGGCGGGGAAUCGCGUGUUUACCAUUAAGCAGCCGGUGGGCGUGUGUGGGCUUAUCACACCUUGGAACUUCCCAGCCGCUAUGAUCACCCGCAAAAUCGGCCCUGCUCUUGCCGCAGGCUGCACCGUCGUGGCCAAAUCCCCGGGCGAAACGCCCUUCACCGCAGCCGCUCUGGCAGAGCUCGCACACCGCGCAGGCAUCCCCCCGGGCGUGGUGAACAUCGUGUCAUCGCUCAAGAACACCGCCGAAGUAGGCAGCGCACUCACAUCCUCCGACAUCGUCAAGAAAGUCUCCUUCACCGGCUCCACGGGAGUCGGCAAACUCCUCAUGAAGCAGUCCUCGGACUCGCUGAAGAAACUCUCCUUCGAACUCGGCGGUAACGCGCCCUUCAUCGUCUUCAACGACGCCGACCUCGACGCCGCCGUGGCGGGCGCCAUCGCCUCCAAGUUCCGCGCCUCCGGGCAGACGUGCGUGUGCGCGAACCGCCUCUACGUGCAGUCAGGCAUCUACGACGACUUCGCCAAGGCCUUCACGGAGAAGGUGAAGCAGUUCAAAGUCGGGCCGGGCGAUCAAGAGGGCGUGACACACGGUCCUCUGAUCCACGAUCGUGCCGUCAGCAAGGUCAAGGCGCACGUGGCGGAUGCGGUCAAGCAGGGAGGCAAGGUGCUGACAGGCGGCGAGGCCAUGCCGGAUCUGGGGGCCAACUUCUUCCAGCCUACCGUGAUCCGCGAUAUGAAGCCCGAUAUGCAGCUGGCGAGCGAGGAGACUUUUGGGCCAGUGGCGGGGCUGUUUUCGUUUGAGAGCGAGGCGGAGGUGGUCAAGCAUGCGAACAAUGCCGAGGUAGGUCUUGCCGGCUACUUCUUCAGCAAAGACAUCCAGCGAUGCUAUCGCGUGGCGGAGGCGUUGGAGGUGGGCAUGGUGGGUGUCAACACUGGCCUCAUCUCGGAUGUUGCGGCGCCAUUUGGUGGCGUGAAAUGGUCGGGCUUCGGCCGGGAAGGAAGCAAGUAUGGCAUCGCGGAGUAUCAAAUCAUCAAGAUGGUCACGCUGGGCGGCAUGGGCGGCGACCUACAGGGCUCAUGAUGGGAUGCUGGUUAGUAGCGAUAAUGUAGACGAACAAGUUGCC
Molecule: messenger RNA, 1789 nt
Organism: Neohortaea acidophila
Lineage: Eukaryota; Fungi; Ascomycota; Dothideomycetes; Mycosphaerellales; Teratosphaeriaceae
Product: Aldehyde/histidinol dehydrogenase
Exons: 3
Coding region: 145-1746 (533 amino acids)
Biological process (GO): GABA catabolic process
Molecular function (GO): succinate-semialdehyde dehydrogenase (NAD+) activity
Source: RefSeq, a predicted model, not a curated record